Messenger RNA from Betta splendens (Siamese fighting fish), 6442 nucleotides. RefSeq names its product putative malate dehydrogenase 1B. The transcript is spliced from 8 exons. Bases 135 to 1247 code for a protein of 370 amino acids. The record is from RefSeq and is a predicted model, not a curated record. Gene Ontology annotation, biological process: malate metabolic process; oxaloacetate metabolic process; tricarboxylic acid cycle. Lineage: Eukaryota; Metazoa; Chordata; Actinopteri; Anabantiformes; Osphronemidae. Gene Ontology annotation, molecular function: L-malate dehydrogenase (NAD+) activity.
UUUGGUAUUUUUAUUAAGGUCAACCCUGACCUUUUAAUGACACAUAUUGUUAUUUUUCUUGUGUUUUCUACACGGGAUCAAAUAAGCGUAACAACCUCGGUCUCCUAGCAACAAACGUUAUUGUGCCAGAAACAAUGGCAAAAUUUGUGCUUGCAGGAAAAGCCGACUGCCCUUAUUAUGCCAAAGCGGAACUGUUAGCAGACGCGCUGCAGCUCUCUCUGCCAAACUUCAAGAUCCGUAAAAUAUGCAUCCUCCCAGAUGAAUGGAAGAAAUGGCUGGAGGCCACUUGCGUAUUAAAUGGCUGGAAACACGACAAGUCCCCAUUGAUUUGGAGAGAGCUGUUGGAACAAGGGGGGAAAGGGAUGCUCAUAGGUGGCUUUAGCGACUUCCUUGAGCACUGUCAGGAGUAUUACAGCAUCACAUCAGACAUGCCUACAGAAACCAUGUUAAGCGUUUCAGCUGAAAACCUCGAGACCAGGGUGAACUUCAUCAAGGAGCAGCAGCAGCACCAUAAUAGUCACAUCAACGCCCUUCACAUAUGGAUCAGUGGUGCUCUCAACCCAACCUGCCACAUUUUAAUCCCCAAUCUGCUCUCUGCUGAGGUGUUUCCUCACACUACUGCGAUUAUCCUCCACAUGCUGGAGGUGGAGGGGGAUGAGGAGGAACUGAAGGGGCUGAAGAUGGAGACAGAGGAUUUGGCUCUCCCUCUGCUACAUCACGUGACCAUUCACACAGAUCUGGAGCUAGCCUUCCUAGAAGCAGAUGUCAUCCUCCUGCUGGAUGAGUGGUGUGAUGGCAAGGACGCAGAGGACGAGUGCCACGGGGAGAGGAAAUUAAACAAAAUGAAAGAGUGUUAUAAAGAGUACGGAGAACUGAUCGAUACAAGAGCCAAGAAGGAUGUGAAGGUGAUUGUGGCCGGUGACUCAUUUGUCAAUUUAAAGUGCUCGCUUCUUGUGGAGAAGGCGCAUCUCACUGACAGUCGCCGGUUUGUCACCAUGGCAACUCAGCUGGAGAAUAUGGCCAGGGCGAUACUUGCAAAGAAGCUGAAAGUGAGAGCAUCAGAUGUAAAGGACGUGAUUGUGUGGGGGAACAUCAGUGGCACUUUCUAUGCAGACCUGCAGAGGGCGAAGGUUUUCAACUAUAAUGGGCCAAUCAAAGGGCCAUCAUUCUUCAGCCAGUCAGUUUUAAAGAUUCUCCAUGACAGGACAAGCGAAAGGCUUCACCCACUGGCGCUCACAUCAGACUGAUGGUUGGGGAAGGAGGAAGGUGACGGUUCCUUUUCAUGUGACACAGAAGACGGUACCGCAAACAAACACACACACACAUUUCCACACACGCAAUGAAGAAACACGCUUACAGCUGAUACACGCUCGAAUUCAUGUUCAUGCUUAUCUGCUCGCAAUGAAGAAUCGCUUUCUGCUCAAAACAUCCCACAGAGUGAUUUUAAAAUGAUGACAAACAGCUAAAUGACAACUGCUGCAUGACUUUGCAGUCUGAUGGGUUUAAACUAUUUUAACUUGCAACAAAUUCAGUAAUAAAAUCCUCCAUGUUUCUAAAAAUAUUUGUGCACACUAUAGGUUUGUCUGGCCAGACUGUAGAAAAAAAACAAAAAAAAAAACAGACCAUAGGAAGACUGAAACUGACUGAAACAGACUAUUAAUGACUAUUAAAGGGAAGACGACUAUUAGAGAGAAGUAAUAAUAAUUACUGUAUGUACCAGACUAUUAAACUAUUAAAAACUUAUUCUUUUACUGUCUUGUGCAACACCUGACAGCAAGACACCUUAACAUUCAUUUUUGCUUUCAAACUUAUGCCCAGUUAAAUUUUUAGGAAGAGAUCUCGUGUAGUUUAGGUAUUUGAUUGAUUUCCACUCCAGACGGAGUGCAGGUUACAUCUACAUUCUAAAUAAUCCCUCUUUUGUUGGUGUUAACUUCAGCUCAGCUGUGCUCUUAUCAUUGGCUGCUGAGGGGGGGCUGUAACUGAGGCCCUCACACAGGCUGCAUCACAGCUUGUUUCCAUGUGAUACGACCUCCAGAGAUGCAUCUGACCUGUCCUGUACAGCACGUGUCUUCUGGUCCUGAUGAGAGGUUUGAAGAGUUAUGAUUUCACACACACACACUCAAACUGACCUCAACUUCCCUCUAUUGGGAUGAACACAGGUCUGCGCUUGCGAUUUCUUUUACUAACGAACAAAAAGAUUUUUGAUGUUUAUUCUACAGUUCCACACGUCCCUCUGUGAAAACAUGAUGGAGACAGAUGACAGGACGUGGGUCCUUUCGUGAACAGAUAACAACAGGGUGGAGGCUCAGCCUUACAGGAAGCACUGCUUCCCUGUGACUCACACACAGACAUGAUGUAGGUUUGAUCAGAGGAUGUGAACCAGUGGUCAUCACACCUAAAUCUGACCACAGACCAUGAUGUAAACAACAACACCCUCUUAAAGGAGCCAUAGAUGGCAUUACUGCAGACACCACUAAGCUACUGAAACAUUGGAUGCUACAGGCCACAAAGAGAGCCUGUCUAAGUUACAGUUAGUUCAGACAAAAUUUAUUUUUCUGGGUCAUUGUAAUUACAGCUGAUGGCAAAUCCAUCUCACCCAACAGAGUCAAAGCAAUUUGAAACCUGCCUAAACCGUGCACGUAUAAACAGCUGAUGUCUUUUCUAGGUCUUUGUUCUUAUUGUAGGACUUUCGUUCCUAACUUUACCUUCUCUGAGGCCCCACUCAGGGUUCUGAUGCAGACGUCUUCAUCGUCCACUUCUUGUCUCACGUGGACGUCUGAGGCUGAACAACGUUCACCGACCUCAUGCUUGCUCUUCAGUCGACUCCUACUUUGGGUCUUCCUGAUCUGACCCUACGCGACCUUUCACUCAAACAGUGGAUGAGAAAUCAGGUUGUACGACUUCUGUUCUUUUGUCCUCAUACUUUGAUUCUUUUGGAACAUAAAUCAUCCCAUCUUUCCACAGCCCGACGGCUUAAAUGCAACACCACCUUGAUCAACAUGCUGAACGUUACUAUCAAGAGAUCGUCUUGAAGUCUGGCUCUUUGCUAAGACACUACUCUGCUCAGGCUGCAGAGUUGAUUGCGUUGACUGAAGCUGGUAAACUAGCAGAAGGAGAGUCUGUUACCAUCUACACAGACUCCACAGACGCUUGUGACACUUUGGUUCACUGUGGAAGCAUAGGAAGCUUUUGAAGUCUGAUUGCAAACCUAUCUCACAUCAUGAUAAGGUUCUGCUUUGCUGGACGCUGUCCUGCUGCCUACAGCUAAUGCUGUUUGUAACUGUCCCACUCACAACAUCAUUGACAACUUUGUUGCUGCCGACAUGCAGCUGCAGACGCUGCUGCGAAGGUGCGUUUCCUCUCCUCAUCCUUGUUUCCUCUCUAACUCUCUCUAUCCUUUCCUUCCUCAUCUCCCUGUGCUUUAAACAUUUUCUACCUCACAGGAACGCAGACUCUGGCUGACGAAUGGUUCCACCUGUAGCCAUGGAGUCUGGUUUGGGCCUGAUGGCAGCCGUGCCGCCCAAACACUUUUUCCCCACAAUUCAGAUUUCCCAACAGGUUAAAACAGGCGACAGGACCACUACACCAUCCAACCAGGAGACUGGGUGAUCGUUAAGGACUUAAGGAGGAAGCACUGGGACUCAAAACGGUGGUGAGGCCCCUUCCAGGUCCUUCGGACGACCCACACGGCUGUAAAGAUCGCAGAAAGAGUGACUUGGAUCCACUCCAUCUACUGCAGGAAGGUCCCGGAUCCAACAGACGACCCUCCAUCUACAUCUACACCACACGGAGAAAACCACCACUUACGAAAAGAACUGUGAAGGACGACCCUCGCUGUGCUUACACACGCACUGAGGCGAGGCUGCGUUGACCGUUCAGCUAAAGGUGUGAGCCAAGCCUGAAGCUGCGCCGGUGAAUCACACUAUCAGACCAUACAUCUACACACACGCUCCUGAGAAAACACACACACCAGCAGCCUUGAGUUGCCGACGCUGGACGACGUGUAGACUCUUCACAUCACGGGAGUGACAGUGACUCAGACGACAUUGGGAGGAAACCUGACGGUGAUAACGAACCCCAAGUGUCUCUGUGAUCAGCUGAUCACAACCUGAAGAACCCCAACGAACUGUCAAUACUUCAACACACAGGUUGGAAACAAUCUAACGCUACUGUUCAACAGGACGAAGCAGAUUGUUACAAGACAUCAAUUGUGAUCAUGUUGUGUUAGACUUCAUUUUAUGUUACUUGGAUUGUUGCCUUUAUCAUUUGAUGUUUCCAUGUAACUUUACACAAUACUUUUGAAUGAGAAAAUUUCACAUAAUUCACAAAACUGAGUUUAAAUAUCCUAAAGUUGAUUUGGUGUUUAAUUUGCUCACAAUCACUUUAUUCACUGCUACAAUUAGUUUUUAUCCUUCAUCUACAGAUGAAAGACAACACAAGCGGAAAUAUGCAUCAUCAUUCGGGUUUAAUCCCCGAUUCUCGUAUUUAUUCUAGACCAAUUAAAGAUCUGAAAGUUAUCCCACUGGUUAGAGGUCUUAUAAUGCGUGCGACCUCAGCAACACUCUCGUAUCAAAUGACACAAUGCACUAUGUUGAAAAACCCCAACUCUAAUUCACUUAAUGACUUUGACAAUGGUCUUAGGCUAUCUGACCACAAAAUAUAAUAUGAUACAAAUAUGACUAUUGGCUUAUUUUCUUCACAUGCCAAUACAGAGGUUAUUCUUGUAUAACUACCCACCAAAAACAGCUCCGAACCUUUUGUCCCAAGUUACUUGCAUUUUAUGUGAAGGUGUAUUUUGAAUCUUGAUGAGUUAAUACCCUUAUUGUUUCAUUUGCAAGGAUCUUUUAUUAUUACAGAAUAUGAUGUUGACAAUUUUUAUUCUUUUAUGGUUUGAUUAAUGUGUAAUCAAAAGGGGGGAGUGUUAUGGCAAAAAAUGUCUCUUCCUUAUUUCUAUGCAGUUAUUAUAUGAUUUAUGACUUAUGUUCUGCAAUUAAUAUCUUAUGGUUUGUCUUACUGUAUGCAUUUGACAUUUCACCUACAUUGUUCAAUGGUUGUCUCUGCCUAAUAGACUCUCAACUCUAGCUCCCAAACCCAAGGUCGGGGAGUUGUGUCUCUGUCUGUUGAGACUUGGUGCUCCUUUCUCACAGAUAGUUGCACGUCAGCAAUGCAGGAGAAUGUAAAUAUCUUCACACACACUGCGACAGGGAGGAGAUGGUGCAUGUAAUUUGAUUGGGUUAGAAAGACAUUCUACCGUAGUCGGACAGAGAAGCUAAAAGGCAGAAGCAACUUGGGGAUUGUGGGCUCUUUGCAUCACACUUUCGUGGUCUGUGCACUGAUCUCCCCAGCUGGUUUUUGGUUUGUUGAUAUGCACGAUCAACAUCCAUGCUUUUUAUUUGCUUUCCCCAUUAUUUUUAUUUUCUUUAUUAUUUCAAUAAAUCGCACAAAAGGACAACUCUCUCAUCUGCUUCUUUAUGAAAAAUUUCCACCACUCUCAAUUAGAAAUCCACUGCUUGGCAUUGCAAAUAGAGCAGCAGCCUCUACUACUAAUAAGAUCUUUAGUCUUUGGUCUUUUUAAAUAACUGUAUUUUUACUCUUUUUAAAGUUGAUAAAACAUUUGAACUAAACUUUUUUUAUUAAAAGCAUAAAAUUCAACAUUUUAAUAUAGAUGAAUAAGUUUCUCGUAUAGAUGUUUUAAAGUACAUUUUACUUGCGCUUGCAGUGCAGUAUAUUUUAGGUAAGCACCCUCCCAUGUACUUCUACCACCUCUGCCACCAGGUUUUGGUAUUAGCAUGUGAAAAUCUGAUAAUGUUUUAGAUCAUACUCAUGCGGAUGAAGGGAAAAUUUAUGGAAGGUUCUGAAACAGUUCUUGUUAAGAUAUAAUUACAUAAACAGUCAAAUCUAAAUGAUUAAUUAACUUUGAAUCCAUCCCACAUGAAUGAACUGAAAUAAACUGUAAAUAAACAUCCAACUCCUAAAGGCAAACAUGCAGUCAUUCUGUUGUUGGCGUUGACCUUGCAGAGGAAGCUGAAGACGUUGGACUCCCAGAGCGACUACAUGAACACCAAACCCAGAGCUCCACGGGGCUUCAAGAAGAGAGGCGUCCAGAACCCCAUGCCUCGAUACAUCUGAUGGCCACGCGCCAUCGGCCCUUUUGCACAGCUCUCCCCAGUAGCUUAGACGUAAACAGAAGGGGCUCCCCGUCGUAGCUUAGAGAGUAAUUGGACUGGUGGUGAAACGUUUCUACUAAAAAGAAGAGGUCCAGUUGACGAGACUCAACCUUCAAACAACUUCACUUGGAAGACUGAGAAUUUUCAGAGAAUACUAUUAAUUUGUGUGCGGUUUAGUUAAGUCCAUGUUUUGUGUUUACACAGCGGAAGUAGCAGUUCAUUUAAUAAAAAAAGUUGUGGCUUUAUAAAAAUAAAUUAAAAAAAUUGAUUUCUGG